CCACGGGUUAAUUGUUCUCACUGUCAGGAAGUUUCUCCUUAGUUCCAGGUUGCUUCUCUCCUUGAUGAGUUUCCACCCGUUGCUUCUUGUCCUGCCUUCAGGAGCUUUGGAAAAUAAUAAAAUCCUGUCUUUAAGAUCGUUUAAGUUCCAGGCUCUCUGCGUAUUUUUAUGUUUUAUCUCUUUUUUUAAUGGAUUUUAUUUUAUUUUAUUUUGCAGGCCGCCCAAGGUCCCGUCGGAUUUGGACGGCUAUAACAAAUUUGAAUAAAUGAAGGGAAAGGCCAGUGUGGAAGAGUCAACGGAGACAAACCUUACAAUAGCUCCAGAGGUUUUCAGGCUGAUGCACAGCUGGGGAAGCUGGAAGCUGGGUUGAGUCAGACCUGCUUCCCCCUCACUCUUCCAAGCAGUGGGAUAUAACAACGGAAGCUGAUGUUGGCUGAAGUGGUUUGCUUGCUCGAUCAACCCUAAGACCAAAGAGCAGAUCGAAAGCCUGUUACGGAAUGGGAAGAAUAAGGAGCUACGGGACCGUCUCUGCCGCCGGCUGACCUUUGGGACCGCCGGCCUGCGCUCCGCCAUGGGGGCCGGCUUCUGCUACAUCAACGAUCUUACCGUGAUCCAGUCCACCCAGGGGAUGUACAAAUACCUUGAGCAAUGUUUUUCCGACUUCAAGCAACGUGGCUUUGUGGUGGGGUAUGACACCCGUGGCCAGGUGACCAGCAUGUGCAGCAGCUUCAGGCUUGCCAGGCUCACUGCAGCCGUCCUGCUGGCAAAAGGGGUUCCUGUUUACUUGUUCUCAAGAUACGUCCCCACGCCUUUUGUGCCGUAUGCGGUCCAGCAGCUCAGGGCCGUCGCAGGGGUGAUGAUUACCGCUUCCCACAACCGGAAAGAAGACAACGGCUACAAGGUCUACUGGGAAAACGGCGCCCAGAUCACCUCCCCGCACGACAAGGAGAUCCUAAAGUGCAUCGAAGAGUGCGUCGAGCCGUGGAACGACUCCUGGAACGAAAACCUGGUGGACUGCAGCCCCCUGACUCGAGAUCCCCUGCAGAAAAUCUGUGCAAGCUACAUGGAGGAUCUGAAAAAGAUCUGCUACCACCGAGAGACGAACGCAAAGACCCCCUUGAAAUUUGUGCACAGCUCUUUCCACGGGGUGGGACACGACUACGUGCAGCUGGCUUUCCAGGCCUUUGGCUUCCAGCCCCCCAUCCCAGUCCCCGAACAAAAAGAUCCGGAUCCAGACUUUUCCACAGUCAAAUGUCCCAACCCCGAAGAAGGAGAAUCGGUGUUGGAACUGUCUUUGCGGCUGGCGGAGAAAGAGGAAGCACGAGUGAUCGUGGCUACGGAUCCUGAUGCAGACAGGCUAGCGGUGGCCGAACGACAGGAAAAUGGGCGAUGGAAAGUCUUCACCGGAAACGAGCUGGCCGCUUUGUUUGGCUGGUGGAUGUUUACUUGUUGGAAGGAAAAUUCUCCCGAGGAAGCCGACGUGAGGGACGUUUACAUGCUGGCCACCACCGUCUCCUCCAAAAUCCUGCAGGCCAUCGCUCUGAAGGAAGGGUUUCAUUUUGAAGAGACCCUCCCCGGCUUCAAAUGGAUCGGCAGCAGGGUUAAGGAUCUGGUGGACAGCGGCAAAGAAGUCCUUUUCGCCUUCGAGGAAUCCAUCGGCUUCAUGUGCGGCACUUCCGUGCUGGACAAAGAUGGCGUCAGCGCGGCUGUGGUCAUAGCAGAAAUGGCUGCCUGGCUGGACACCAAGGGCCAAACGCUGGCCCGUCAGCUAACGGAGAUCUAUAAAACGUAUGGCUACCACAUUUCAAAAACCUCCUACUUCCUGUGUUAUGAUCCCCCUACAAUCAAAAGGAUAUUUGAAAGGCUCCGAAACUUCGAUAUGCCUGAUUCGUACCCAACCUCUUGUGGCACUUAUAGUAUUCUCCAUGUCCGGGAUGUCACCACCGGCUACGACAGCAGCCAGUUAAAGAAAAAAUCGGUGUUGCCCAUCAGCAAAAACAGCCAGAUGGUCACCUUCACCUUCCAAAAUGGCUGCGUGGCCACCCUGCGGACCAGCGGGACCGAACCCAAGAUUAAGUACUACGCCGAGAUGUGUGCGCCGCCAGGCCAGAGCGACGUCAGCGUGUUGGAAGAGGACCUGACAAAGCUCAUCGGGGCCCUGGUGGAGCAGUUCCUGGAGCCCAGCAAGAACCAACUCACCUGGCGCUGUGUGUAGCCGCCCCCUCCCCACCCCUCGUCGGCGUUCUUCCUCCUCCCGCUGUGUCCUGCGGAAUCCGGGAACCGAGCGCCAAGCCUCCUCUCCUUGCAUUCAUAUUCAUAGGCGUCUGUGAGUUGUUCGCUGCGCGGAGUGUCUGCCGCGUCCCUUCGCCAGCAUCCCGAAGCAGUCACAAUGUCGUCAGCUUAGUUGUAACCAAGUAGUAUCCUGCUUUGCCUCCGGCCGGAGAUGCCCGCAAGAGAGACGGAACCGGUGUGAGGGGGGGGGGUGUCUCUGGCACCAGCUUCCGAUGUUGUUCCUGCCCCGCAGCGAAGACCGGCUGUCUAAAUAUUCUUGGCUCUACCACAGUGUUUCUCAACCUUGACCAUUUUAAGGCAUGUGGACUUCAACUCCCAGAAUUUUAAGGCAUGUGGACUUCAACUCCCAGAAUUCCACAGCCAGCGUUGCUGGCUGUGGAAUUCUGGGAGUUGAAGUCCACAUGCCUUAAAAUGGUCAAGGUUGAGAAACACUGCAGUCUACAAAGAUCCUUCCGGAGCUGGGAUAACAGUUAGAUUGCGGAAGAAUAAUUGUGUUAAGUCUAAAAAAAAAAAAAAAA
Crotalus tigris (Tiger rattlesnake) is the source of this 2810-nucleotide messenger RNA. Its product is annotated as glucose 1,6-bisphosphate synthase. Gene Ontology annotation, molecular function: intramolecular phosphotransferase activity; glucose-1,6-bisphosphate synthase activity. The coding region runs from base 572 to 2215 and encodes 547 amino acids. Lineage: Eukaryota; Metazoa; Chordata; Lepidosauria; Squamata; Viperidae. Gene Ontology annotation, biological process: carbohydrate metabolic process. The record is from RefSeq and is a predicted model, not a curated record. The transcript is spliced from 14 exons.